This is a messenger RNA of Ceratotherium simum simum (southern white rhinoceros), 1024 nucleotides long. RefSeq names its product SWI5 dependent homologous recombination repair protein 1 (gene SFR1). The record is from RefSeq and is a predicted model, not a curated record. Lineage: Eukaryota; Metazoa; Chordata; Mammalia; Perissodactyla; Rhinocerotidae. Gene Ontology annotation, biological process: positive regulation of DNA-templated transcription; double-strand break repair via homologous recombination. Gene Ontology annotation, cellular component: Swi5-Sfr1 complex.
CCGCCCCUGGGACGGGACCGGCUCACGGCCGCGGCUGCGCGCUUUUCCCGCGCUCUGGGGAUGGCGGAGGGAGAGGUAAACCAAGAUUUCAUUUUCAAGAUGGAAAGUCCAUCAGACUCAGCUGUGGUUUCACCAAGCACUCCACAGGCCAGUGCCAGUCCGCCAUCUCCCCAUACCAGUAGUUCAAGAAAACAACCUAUGAGUGCAACACUUAGAGAACGAUUAAGGAAAACUAGAUCUUCAUUUAAUUCCUCUUACAGUGUGGUAAAACGUCUCAAAGUAGAGAAUGAAGGAGACGAUCAGAACUUUUCAGAGAAACCAGCAAGUUCAACAGAAGAAAACUGUGUGGAAUUUCGAGAAAAUUUUAAACGGGUAGACAGUGAAUUUGAAGAAAGUCCAUAUGGGAAAAAUACCUUCAAGAAUAUCAAUGCAUGUGAGUCUACAUCAGUUGAUGCUGGGUCAUGCAGUGAUGAUCUUCAAAAUGACUUUGUGAAUGAGAAUCUUCCCAAAGAAGGAUUAAAUGAAGAAAAAACAAAAUUGGUGAAGCAGAUUCAGGAGAAAGAAGACCUUCUUCGGAGGCUAAAACUAGUCAAAAUGUACAGAUCAAAGAAUGACCUGUCUCAGUUACAGUCGUUAAUAAAGAAGUGGAGAAGCUGUAGCCAGCUGUUGCUUUAUGAGUUGCAGUCAGCUAUGGCUGACGAGAACAAGAAACUCAGCCUUACUCAGUUGAUAGACCACUAUGGGUUAGAUGAUAAGUUGCUACACUAUAACAGAAAUGAAGAAGAAUUUAUAGGUGUUUAAUUCCUAAUUUUUUCUUCAGAAUAUCUUUGAAAAUGACAACUUAAAAGAUACUUCUACAUUUUAAAGGGAAGAUACAAACCAUUACGGCUUUGAGAAAGGUAUCUCGAUGAACAUCAAUUUAGGGCAAUCUGUUAUAUAAAUAUAAACUAAAUUCUAAAGUGAAAAUUUAGUAUUUUGGAUAAAUUUGCCAAAGAAAACUUGACAUUUAAAGAAAUGUGAAAAA